CCUAAAAACAACAAUAACAAAUAGGAAUAAGAAAAUUCAUGUACCUAAACAAUUUUACCUAUCCCUAAACUCCCAACUCUUCAUCAUACCAAACGGCAACAAGUAUAUCUAUGAUUUAAAAGAAUUGCAAGAAGAUAACGGCGAAUGUUUCCCAGCCCUUCUACGAGGACAGCAAGCAGCGUGUGAUUUUGUAGCGAACCCAACAAAAUUCGAAAUUAUCCAUCUAGACAUGAUGCACAUUCCUAUCAACUCAGCCGUUGAAUUUACAAUAAAAACCACAUGCGGUCUAAAGAAGAGAAAUCUGACAGGCUCGUUUCUCCUGUCAUACAAAUCUUGUGAAAUAUUCCUGAAUGAGGAAGAGAUUUCAAAUAACAAAACAGAACUACAUGGAUCACCGCUGAAUCUCCCCAUCUAUGGCUUAAACGUUACAUCAGUAAACAACGUGCUAAACCCCAAUCUCGAACAUCUCUAUUCAAUACAUGUGGAACUUAGGAAAGAGAUGCAUCAAAUUCGAUUAGAAUCGAAGAGCUUCACUUGGAACGGUUGGUCUAUAACCAGUUUAGCAAGUACACCGAUAAUGCUAUUGAUUGUUAUUUGUGUAUACCUAAUCAUCAGAAAGCAAAAACGAACAGUCAUAAACAUCCGAGGACAGCCUACUUCUAAAACUACAUCAGAUCAACCCGAACAAGAAAUCCAGACCGAUACCAUUAAACCGCCGGCGAUGAUGGCAGUUUUUCGGACGGAGCCUUAA
Molecule: messenger RNA, 751 nt
Organism: Anopheles nili
Lineage: Eukaryota; Metazoa; Arthropoda; Insecta; Diptera; Culicidae
Exons: 1
Source: RefSeq, a predicted model, not a curated record